CUUUUCAACCUAAUAAAUUUCCAACCUACUACCUCUUAACAAUGUAUAAACCCCUCACUUUGUCUUCUUUCUCAUCUUUCAACUCGCCGGAAACCUCACAUUCCGGCAAUGACGCCGGUCGGAAUUCUCGCCUGGCUACUCCUCCUCUUAGCCAUCUACUGUGGAAUCGACCCUUUCAACCACAGCGCAAUCCGCCACUUCCCCGAUUUCGAAGCGUACCAGGUAGACAUGCCCGCGUGGUCUGAAGUUCCUGUCGAGAAAGAUACUCAGAAUCUGCUGCAGAAAUCGGAAAUUAGGUUUUUGAACCAGGUCCAAGGGCCGGAGAGCAUGGCCUUCGAUCCGCAGGGUCGCGGACCUUACUCCGGUGUCGCCGAUGGCCGGAUUUUGUUCUGGAACGGCGAGUCGUGGACCGAUUUUGCGUACACAUCGCCUAAUCGGUCAGAACUAUGUGACCCAAAACCAUCGCCUUUGAGCUAUUUGAAGAAUGAGCACAUAUGUGGCAGGCCUUUGGGACUUCGAUUUGACAAGAAAACAGGUGAUUUAUACAUUGCAGAUGCAUAUUUUGGGUUGAUGAAAGUUGGGCCUGAGGGUGGACUAGCGAUGUCACUGGCAACUGAGGCAGAAGGGAUCCCGCUGAGGUUCACAAAUGAUCUGGACAUUGAUGAUGAUGGAAAUAUUUAUUUUACUGAUAGUAGCGCCAAAUACCAAAGGAGGAACUUCAUGCAGUUAGUUUUCUCUGCAGAAGACAGUGGGAGGGUUCUGAAAUACAAUCCAAAUACAAAGGAAACUACUGUCCUUGUUCGAAAUCUUCAAUUUCCCAACGGCGUUUCUCUAAGCAAGUGUGGUUCAUUCUUUGUAUUCUGCGAAGGGUCCAUCGGCAGAUUAAGGAAGUAUUGGCUGAAAGGUGAGAAGGCAGGAACAUUUGAAGUACUGGCUAUUCUACCAGGAUUUCCUGAUAAUGUCAGAACGAAUGAAAAAGGUGAAUUUUGGGUAGCAAUCCACUGUCGCCGCUCUAUGUACUCUUAUCUAAGUUCCAAGUACCCGAAAAUUCGGAAAUUUAUGCUUAAGCUUCCGAUCCCGUCAAAAUUCCAGUUCCUGCUCCACAUUGGGGGCCAACCCCACGCUGUAGUUGUGAAAUACAGCCCAGAGGGUAAGCUUUUGCAGAUAUUGGAAGACAGUGAAGGGAAGGUUGUUAAAGCAGUUAGUGAAGUGGAGGAGAAGGAUGGGAAGCUGUGGAUGGGGAGUGUUUUGAUGCCUUUUGUUGCAGUUUACCAAUUGGGCUGAGGUUAACGAACCCUUUUUUUUUAAUGAUUAAAUGUUACUAUUGGAGGAAUGUUCUUCCAUAUCUGGGACUUUAAUAUUAUAGUUCUUUAUAGAUGUUAACUUGUCUGUUCC
Cornus florida is the source of this 1395-nucleotide messenger RNA. Its product is annotated as protein STRICTOSIDINE SYNTHASE-LIKE 3-like. The transcript is spliced from 4 exons. NCBI's taxonomy places the organism in Eukaryota, Viridiplantae, Streptophyta, Magnoliopsida, Cornales, Cornaceae. Bases 109 to 1284 code for a protein of 391 amino acids. Gene Ontology annotation, molecular function: strictosidine synthase activity. Gene Ontology annotation, biological process: biosynthetic process. The record is from RefSeq and is a predicted model, not a curated record.